AUGACGACGUUGUGGUCACUACUCCUCUUGAUUCUUGGAUUUUCUAAGAUUUGUUCAGGGCUGAACAAUUGUCCAACUACUCCAAUACGAUCAGUAAUUCAGCGAGCGGCUGAAACUACCAAAGAUGCAGUGACCCAAAUGCAAAUGAUUCGGAGAAUUCUAGAAGAUAUUUACGGUGGAACGUGGGGAGUUCUUGUCAUAAGAAAUCCGGCUCUCGUUUCGAAAGAAGUUCACUGGACGUUUCCAGACCACAACAACUCGGAUGGUUCACCUGCUUUUUGUCUGGCAGUGGUUAACCAAUGGCAAUACAAUGUGUUCAAAACUGGUUCAAAUGAUUCACCACAACGAGUGACCAUUGAAAAUAUGAUUCAACGAUUCUCCUCGGGAACACUUCCUAAAAUGGGGAAACUAGUAAAUGGCAAGAAUAAAGAGAAAUUCAUGGACUUGAAUAUGGUAAAACCAGUUCCAAGACGUUACUCAAUUGCCCAGUUGGAUCAAAUGUUAUCAAAUGUUUUGGAGGAAAAUCAUCGAAUUCGACAUAACAGAUCGCCUAAACUUGUUAAUUGA
Molecule: messenger RNA, 567 nt
Organism: Caenorhabditis remanei
Lineage: Eukaryota; Metazoa; Nematoda; Chromadorea; Rhabditida; Rhabditidae
Exons: 5
Coding region: 1-567 (188 amino acids)
Source: RefSeq, a predicted model, not a curated record